Molecule: messenger RNA, 2133 nt
Organism: Cyphellophora europaea CBS 101466
Lineage: Eukaryota; Fungi; Ascomycota; Eurotiomycetes; Chaetothyriales; Cyphellophoraceae
Exons: 4
Coding region: 1-2133 (710 amino acids)
Biological process (GO): peroxisome organization
Cellular component (GO): microtubule; membrane; peroxisome
Molecular function (GO): GTPase activity; microtubule binding; GTP binding
Source: RefSeq, a predicted model, not a curated record
AUGCUCAACACGGAGGCUGAUACUAACGGUAAACGCAGGAUCAACGUGAACGAUCCGGCUCUGAUCUCUCUCGUCAACAAACUCCAAGAUGUCUUCGCAACAGUUGGUGUUCAAAACCCUAUAGAUCUGCCUCAGAUUGUCGUGGUAGGAUCGCAAUCCAGCGGCAAAAGUUCGGUGCUUGAGAAUAUCGUUGGUAGAGACUUUCUGCCCCGUGGCUCGGGCAUCGUAACGCGAAGACCGCUGGUCCUGCAGUUGAUCAACAGACCAGUACCUGCGAAAGGCCUCCAGACCAACGGCGUGACCGAAGACGAGCUGAAAGACUCCAAAGACUCGCAGGCUAACGUCGAUGAGUGGGGCGAGUUCCUGCAUCUCCCCGGCCAGAAAUUCUACGACUUUGACAAGAUCAGAGAUGAGAUUGUCAAGGAUACUGAAGCGAAAGCCGGUCGCAACGUCGGCAUCUCCCCACACCCUAUCAACCUACGCAUAUACUCACCCAACGUCCUCACUCUUACGCUGGUAGAUUUGCCGGGUCUGACCCGCGUUCCGGUUGGCGACCAACCACGGGAUAUUGAGAAACAGAUCAGGGAAAUGGUUUUGAAGUACAUCUCCAAGUCCAACGCUAUCGUUCUCGCCGUCACGGCCGCAAACGUUGAUCUGGCCAACUCCGAUGGCCUGAAGCUGGCAAGAGAAGUGGAUCCCGAGGGGCAACGCACAAUCGGCGUGCUAACAAAGAUCGACUUGAUGGAUACUGGAACCGAUGUCGUGGACAUUCUUGCCGGCAGAAUUAUUCCCCUGAGACUCGGGUACGUUCCCGUUGUCAAUCGCGGCCAGAGAGAUAUUGAGAACAAGAAGCGCAUCGACCUUGCGCUCAAGGCCGAGAAAGAUUUCUUUGAGAAUCACGCCUCAUACCGGAACAAAGCCUCUUACUGUGGCACCCCUUACCUUGCUCGCAAGCUCAACCUGAUCCUCAUGAUGCACAUCAAACAGACUCUCCCGGAUAUCAAAACUCGUAUCUCAAGCUCAUUGAAGAAGUACUCAGAAGAGCUCGACCAGCUCGGUGCAGGCGAUCUUCUCGGAAACAGUGGAAACAUCGUUCUCAACAUCAUCACCGAGUUCUCCAACGAGUAUCGCACAGUCUUGGAUGGAAACAGCCAAGAAUUGUCAAGCAAUGAACUUUCCGGUGGUGCUCGCAUUUCGUUUGUCUUUCAUGAGCUCUAUUCCAACGGUAUCAAGGCCGUUGAUCCAUUUGAGCAAGUCAAAGACAUUGACAUUCGGACCAUCCUAUACAACUCCUCCGGUUCAUCACCCGCGCUGUUUGUUGGCACAACAGCCUUCGAACUGAUUGUCAAGCAGCAAAUCAAGCGCCUUGAAGAACCAUCUCUGAAGUGUGUAUCUCUCGUCUACGACGAACUUGCCCGCAUUCUCGGCCAGUUACUCGGGAAGCAGCUGUUCAGACGUUAUCCUCAACUCAAGGACAAGUUCCAGCAGGUUGUCGUCGCCUUCUUCCGGAAAGCUAUGGAGCCCACAAACAAGUUAGUGAGGGACCUUGUCUCGAUGGAAGCGUGCUAUAUCAAUACUGGACACCCUGACUUCCUCAACGGCCACCGUGCUAUGGCCGUUGUCAAUGACCGACACACCCAGGCCAAGCCUACACAGGUGGAUCCCAAGACCGGCAAGCCCCUUCCUCCAUCCGUCCCACCUCGAGCCAACUCACCAUCGCUCCCAACGGAUGGUAGCGAUCCUGGCAACAGCGGCUUCUUUGGCUCUUUCUUUGCGAGCAAAAACAAGAAGAAGAUGGCCGCCAUGGAACCUCCCCCACCAACCCUCAAAGCCAGUGGCACGCUUUCCGAACGCGAAAACCAGGAAGUUGAAGUCAUCAAGCUGCUUAUCAACUCGUACUUCAACAUUGUGCGGCGAACAAUGAUCGAUAUGGUACCGAAGGCUAUCAUGUUAACCCUCGUGCAAUGGACCAAGGACGAAAUGCAGCGCGAGCUCCUCGAACAAAUGUACAGGACUCAAGAACUUGAUGAACUCCUCAAAGAAAGCGACUAUACCAUCCGGCGGAGGAAGGAGUGCCAGCAGAUGGUGGAAAGCCUCAGUAAAGCCAGCGAGAUUGUCAGUCAAGUACAGUAA